UCCCCAAGCACAUGGUCAAUAGAAGCCUUGAAUCGCGUUCGGUCAUGGUUAAAGACUUGCACGACCUCUCAUGACAAUUGUGCAGGUUCUGAUACCGUCAGUAGGCUUCCACGAAGGCUGAUAGACGUCAUGUCAAGUCAGUUCAUCCGUGCUUGGCCAAUGGAUGAGCUUGGAGAAGAAGAAUUCGAUCUCCUCGGCCUACGAAACUUUCCCAACGUCCGCAUCGUGUCGUCGAGUUCUCUACCUCAUGACACGCCAUAUUUCACUCUUAGCCAUAAGUGGGGGAACCCGUCGAGCAUUCUACUCACUAAGAAGACCGAUUACCUUCUGAGCGAAGAUAUAACUCCCCACCUCCUGAAUAGCAGCGAGUCAGCCGUGUUCGGGCAUGCAAUCCAUAUCACGAGAGCCCUGGGCUAUCGCUACAUCUGGAUUGACGCUUUGUGCAUCAUGCAAGAUGACGGACCUGAGAAGAUUGAAGACGUCAUGAACAUGGACGAGGUCUACUCCAAAUGCACGCUCAACAUCUCGGCGUCAGAAGGACGGACCAGGGAGGGUCUGGCCUUUGAUCGGAAACUUGACCGAAUCAACCCCUGUCGAGCAACCGUCACAAUGCCAGAGUCCGAAGAGGAGGUGCAACUUCAUUCCUUCUCCGACAAGUAUUUUCUGCGAGCUCUUGAGAAGCCGCUUAAUAGGCGUGGCUGGGUUUUCCAAGAACGAAUACUUGCACCACGCAUCGUUCACUUCACCAACGAACAAGUCUUUUGGGAAUGCCACUCUCUCACCGCAACCGAAACCCUGCCACAGGGACUCUCGGGUACCUCGCAGCUUGGCAAGGGCCACAGAAUCUCUUCACUGCUACCAUUGGACGAACUAAGAUACAAAUGGUACGAUGAGACCAUGUCGGGUUAUUCUGCAACCUCCCUCACAUUCGGCGAUGACCGUCUUCUCGCUAUCUCGGCUGUAGCGAAGCAGUUUUGCGCAGCAAUGCAGCGAGACCCUUCAAAGUAUUUGGCAGGCAUAUGGGAAGACGAUUUGCCUGCCUCAUUGCUCUGGGGCGAAGAUCAUCGGCCAAGAAUGGGCGGAACUGGGCCGCCAGCGAGGAUCAUUAAUGAGAUGAAGAACGCGCCUUCGUGGUCGUGGGCCUCUAUCUUGGGGCCAGUUGUAUGCACUCUUCCCACUUACCAGAAAGUGGCCGCCGAGGUUCUGGAAGUUCACCCAAAACGGUCAUCACCGAACUUCUUCGAUGGCAUGGACUCUUGCCGGCUGCGUCUUCGAGGUUCGAUGUGCAAGAUUACGCGGGGUAUCCAGAACGACGAGACUUGGAUAUACAUGGCACAGUGCCCUGUAUUCCAGGAAUACAGUCAGUUUGGCUUCCAUGCAGGGAAGGCUAUAACGGUUCAAUGGGACGUUUCUCGGCGGGCGAUAGCGAAAUACCUGACGACUUUCAAGGAGGACCCUUCCCCACCAGAGUUCUUCCUGCUCUGUAUCAGUUCGAUGCCGCUGGAGAAUCGUUCCAUGGAGAGUGGGAUCGUUCUCAAAAAGACCGCUGAGAAGGGCACGUUUAGUCGUGUAGGACGGUUCUCGUUUGGGCUCGAGGGCGAGGCUGCAAGGUUAGAAUUUGAGGAUGCGUUCAAGAGUGGUCGUGGGGCUUUGAGUGAGGAUGACUAUAUUCAAUCUGAGUCAGAUGGGAAGUAUACGGUUGAUCUCAUUUGA
Trichoderma citrinoviride is the source of this 1713-nucleotide messenger RNA. RefSeq names its product HET-domain-containing protein. NCBI's taxonomy places the organism in Eukaryota, Fungi, Ascomycota, Sordariomycetes, Hypocreales, Hypocreaceae. The transcript has a single exon. The record is from RefSeq and is a predicted model, not a curated record. The annotation marks the transcript as partial.